CUCGUUGCGGUCUUGGCACUGAAUGCGUGAAAUUCGAGCAAACUCCGGGUUCUAAGUAGCAAGCAGUCUUGUCCCCUUUUCCAUUGCCAACUCCAGAAGGCCCUCCACAUUACUCUCGGUUUUGGCUGCCCUCCCGGCCAUUCUCUGCGCCACGCGGCCGCACACAUAUCGUGGCCCAGGUCACUGGCCCGCUGACAUUCGACCAUCCUCCGCCUCAGAUAGACUCACACUCUCAAAGCUUGACGUGACCUGCAGUCGCUUGAAGUUGAGUGGCAUCGGUGUCAGUGGAGGCGAUGAGCAGUUCGAUCCCGAGUCCUCGGUGGCUCCAUUGCCCCCUGAUUCGCCAUCAUCAUCGGCUGUUGACCCGACAGACGACUCGGACCAGGCGCUCAUUGUCCUCUGGAAGCUCAGGCCUCGCGACCGCUGCUGAGGUUGGAGCUCUUUCCCCCCACUGCUUGUCCAUCCCAGGGAUUCAUACCCCUCGUCUGAGGCCGACGGCGCAACGGGGAAGGGGCCACGCACGGUAUCGGAUCGCUCACGCCUUGAGGCUUGGUUGGUAGCCGUGACCGUUGCGGCGCUCACGGCUGACCAUAGCGGCUUCUCGACCUCUUGAUCGGUGCUGGUGUCCACCCUCAAGUUCGUGUUUCGUGGGGGCGAUCUGGUCCUGACUUGAGCCUCGCCCGACUCUGGCCGUGGCAUGUCCUCGAGGUAUGGAGGAUGAUCCACACCUUCUUCGAUCUCUUGGCCUUCGAGCCACUGCAAGGCAUAAUCACUUGCAGCACCGACGUCGUGGGUGGGCUUCCGCAGGUGACAGAAUUCUGGGUAGUCGGGCGCAGGCUUAGGGGGCUUUCCGGCUAUCUUGUCAGCGUUCGCCAUUGCUAUCUCGAAGCAGUGGGGACAAAACCGGGGCUUCGACUUGACACCGUUGUGGUUGUCCAGAUCGUCAGGAUCAGCGCCGAACAAGCUCAAAGGAAACGAAACUGCGCGGUUACUGGGGUCGAUGCUCAUGGAGUUGCGCCGAGCCAGGGUCACCGGAGUAUCCAGCUGAAGGCCUCCCUCUUCCAGCACGUCGACAACACUGCAGAACAACUCAUCGUCGGUGAUUUUGCCGAUGUCAGGAGUAUGUCCCUCGUUGGAGUUGAAAAGACCAACCAUGGGGCGCUGCCCAGAAAAGACAGACCAUAUCGAGACGGCCAAGGCGUAGUAGUCGUCAAAUGGGGUUGACACCUCGCCUUCGGAAGGUCGGUUCGGCGAAGUGUAUUCAACUGAUGGCGUCUCCCCGGGCCAGGUGUUCAGAUCGCUGUCGUCUAUCAUUCGAGCCGAAGAGAAGUCCACGAUCUUCAGGACGUCACUCCCAGGCUGUUUGACGAACCUCUCCGGCCUGAUAUCGCCGUGCAAGAUCCCCUUGCGAUGCAAAGCCGUCACCAAGAUCAUCAUGUGCUUGGCAAUCGAGAUGCGCUCAGCUGGGAGGAUUUUGGUUAUGUCAAUAGGGUAUCCCAGUUCCAUCAGUGCGCCCUUUUGAUACCAUUGCGCGCUCAUGUCGUCAACCACCCCGACCUUGCUGACGACCGGAAGCGUGAGUUCGUCAGCCACAACCAUGAGCUUCGUCUCUCGCUUCCUGCAGAUGGGCUUGUACGCCAAGGUCUCGCUGUACUUGUAAAUGGGACACUGGCUUCCAUUUGCGACGAUGGAAGCUGAACCGUCGUCAAGAUGCUCACUCGAAAGUCGCGGAUCAGUCUCAAGCAUCAUCGGAGGCAGGGAGUCCGCAGUCGCGUCCGGGUACCACGCGACCGUGGUGGUGUGCUCCAUCGUCAUUCUCAGCAGAGUCGCGCCAAGAGCCAAACUCUGGGGCCUAAAAGUCUUGGAGAAGAUUAUUUCGCAAAAAGAGUAUGCUGGGCAAAUUGAAUGAGAAUUUGCUUUCUGAGAUUCAUGGUCGUCAUGGCAAUGCCGGAUUCUAAAUAUAACAGGCCAAAUUCGGGACAAUCCAUUGGCAGUGGAGUUUCGAGCCCGUGAAGGAGGCCGGGUCGGGUCUUGGGACGGCGUGGUCACCUCCGACCCGGCCACUAACAGCCGAGCCGCAACAUCUCAUGCAGCUCCUGUUAGUGCAGGGGCUGACACAUCCUUGGCCCCGUCCAGACCGCAUCGUCAUCUUCGCAGGCUUCAUAACAGCCCUACCCACUUGCUUUGAAACAAGCUGCUCACUGGAAUUGUGGUCUCCGCCACAGAGCCUCAAACCGACAGUGACUGAGUUCGACCUUAUGAACAGCCCGGCUCCGUGGUUCCCGGCUACAGACCUCUUACCUUUCGGUGCCUGGUGUCCAAUGCUUUCCGCCCUGCUCGAGAAAACCGGCCGCUUGUUCCGGCACCUGCUGUUUGAGCUCCAGGGCCGAGUACAUCUCCUAGUCUCAUAUAUCCACUCUGCUAUUCCGAUCUGGCCUGUCUGUCGAAGCCGCAGGUGGCACAGGUCUCUCGUCUCUCGUUGUUUCGACUGCCCAGGUGGACACAUGGGCGAAACACUCGCCCAAGGCCGCAGCUUAUGCCCGCGCGUGGUUUGAUUCUCCGCUUCACGCCCACGAGCGACCGCAUCGGUGACACCUGUGCUGCUCGCCUGGUCGGCCAAGCCCACUCGCUAACCACGCUAUCCACUCGGGCCGCAGGGUUUGAUCUGCAUGGGUGAUCGAGAGGCAAGUGUUUCUCGAGAUAUAAUAGUCGAGCAGGAGAAACAUCUCUAGGACAACAGCACUAGACCACUCCAACCACCGAAACAUUCUUUCCUUCACCCACCCUUCUCCCAAUGCCCCGUGUCAAGAGUUCGCUGCGGAGAGAAGGUCCACUCAGCCCUCCAGCAGUCCCAACCGAGUUUGAUUCCCAACUCCAGUCGUCCCCUAGCACCCCCUGCUCUACCAAACUCUGCUCUCUUGGAGAGUCAUCCUACCCAGAGUCUCUUUCUGCCGACGACAACGAGGAAUGUGCAAGUUCACCUACCUCGGCUACGACCGGUGCGAUGAGCCAGAGAGGCACUAUCUCAUCCGUCGUGAGAAAUGCGGGGCCAAAGCCAAUCUAAAGAACUGGUGCUCCCCUGAUGAACAGGAGGAAGCCUCGACAGCAGACCAGUCCGGCAAGUUCUGGGUCUCGCUGCCGUGCCCCAUGUGCGCAGACAUACCCGUGGUCUAUGACCAGCCUCUGUUGGAGAUUGCUCAUUCGCGGCGUUCCGUCCUCCCUGCACCUCACUAUGACGCUGUCACCGGGAAGUAUUCGCGUCUCCCAAGACACCGCCAGACAGCUCAGGAUGAUGCGCCAUCUGAUGCUAUCCCGCCACCGCUCAAGACAACUCGCAUGAGGGUCCAGCGGGCAGCUACCGAGUCCACCGUCACCAAGUCCAGGGGCGAGUCGGCAGGCGGCGACUACACGCUCCCAGCGACCACCUAUGUGCCCCCAACACGGGAGCAGAACCUUCCUAGGCCGUUUCCUGCGCCCCAGCCUGCCACCCUGACGCCACCUUCCAGCCGGGACUCAAGCCGUUCGCCUCCUCAGAUCCAUAUGGACGGAGCUCUGCGGACCACUCCGCCAGGAGAGGGUAGCCGCCGAGAGUUGGAUUCGAUCCGGGAGAAGGCUAGAGCAGCGAAUGCUGCCGCCAUGGAGGGAAGACCACCCACUGCUGAGCGCCUCCGCUCGGGCUCUGCUUCCUCGGCGUCCAGCAACGGAACAAGCCGCCCGAGCCAGCCAUCCCGCCAGGCCUCAAAUACGUCUCUCACAUCUACUUCGUCGUACGCAAGCAGGGCCGUGGUCAAGACAGACCGAAGGCCUCAGAGGCAGCCGAGCGCGUCCCGCUCUCCGCCCCAGGAUAGAAUGGCGGAUACUCUGGCGAAUGUAGCCCUCAGGAGCAUCGGUAUCGACCGCAAUGGAUCUCGCUCUGCCGCUGCCCCCGAGACACCAGAGCGCGGCCGGAGGAUGCGCCGUCGUCCCACGGGAGGGUCCGGAAGCGACAGAUCCGAGUCACCCUCGGUGUGGCGGCCUACCAUCAGCCCCCCCGUCCUUCAGAAGGAUAGCCUCGGCAUGAGCCAGAUUGAUCAGACCAUGGAGCCGUUCAAGCAGCGACUGAUCCCGUUCCCACCCAACAAGGGAGCCGCAACUCCCAAUGCCGUCUCGAUUGCGAAGGGGCAAGGCCUGGUUGAGAGCCCUGCUCGACCAAAGACGCCCCACCCACAUGCAACCACCAACAAAGCCCCAGUACUCCGGCUGUUCCCCAACGACGCCGACGACGAGGAGAUAGCAGCCGCCGCCUUCGAGCGGAUGUUCGCCGCCGAGUCCAAGGCACAGGCAUACCAGCUCCAGGUGCAGGCCCAGGCCCAGGCCCAGGCCCAUGCCGACGCGAACGCCCAGGUGGAGAUACAGAUGCAGGCCCGGGCCGCAGCAGCUACUGCUGCUGCCGCUCCGUCGUCCUCCAGCGGCGCCACAAACACAAAGAAGGACAAGUCCCUGCCCUCUGUUCCCGCGGCCCUGCGGCGCGUCAAGACCGGGCAGGUCAAGACGGUCACGGUGGCUCCGCCGCGCGCCCCGCGCCGCCAGAACACAUCUGACAGCGCCAGCUCGGCCGGGGGGUCGUCAGCCAGGUCCUCGCCACCACAGCCGCCUGCCUCUGCUACCAUCAUGAAGGUGAGCAUGGGGCCCACGUUCAGCCUUGCGGGCGUCACGGGCAAGGAGCAGGAGUUUGAGAUUGUCACGGGGCCUGACGGGACAAUGCUGCAAGAGCCGGCACUUGGUCGGGCAUUUUAGGUGGGGUGGACAGAGUGUCUACAUUUACAUGGUUUUUGAUGAAGGGAGGCUGUGCCUACGGGUUCGGGUCUCUUGCUGAGUGAGAGACUGUACAUUCCUUUGAUACCAUUUUUUUCUUUUGUGCCGGUUCCAAGACUCCCUCCCCAGUUGGAGAGUUGGAUCGUGUGUAAAACUAUGGGAGUUGUCAAAUUUUGUUUUGGUUUAUACAAAAUACCUGGUCUGAUUUUUGGAAGAUUGUUAGGA
Molecule: messenger RNA, 5019 nt
Organism: Diaporthe batatas
Lineage: Eukaryota; Fungi; Ascomycota; Sordariomycetes; Diaporthales; Diaporthaceae
Exons: 2
Coding region: 2968-4776 (602 amino acids)
Source: RefSeq, a predicted model, not a curated record